Messenger RNA from Closterium sp. NIES-65, 15381 nucleotides. The record is from the annotation of a GenBank genome assembly. NCBI's taxonomy places the organism in Eukaryota, Viridiplantae, Streptophyta, Zygnematophyceae, Desmidiales, Closteriaceae.
AUGCCUCCUCCCGUCGACCUAGCCUCUCAACCCCGUCCGAGCACCGCAGAUGGCGGUCCACGUCCGGGGGGAAAUCAGGACUGGUUACCCACAGAUGGAGGGGUACGAGGGGGUAACCAGGAGAAGUUACCCGAGAAAAAGGUUACUCCCAGCCUUAGUGUUGCAGAUCGAGUUGCUUCUUUCAAGCAAUUGGCUGGACACGACAGGAGCUCCUCCCCCAAACCGUCAGGCUCGACACGGUUCGGAACCGGCGCUGCAGGUUCGGCGAGCCCGUUCAGGGCUAGUUCGGCCGAAGCUGGUUCGAGCGACGUUGGUCUGGAAGUGCAGCUCGGGCAGCUGAGAAUAAAAAACGCGGACCUGAAGCUGAACGUGGAAAAUCUGCAGGCGGAGCUGAAAGCCGCUAAGGAGCAGAUCGGGCAGAUGACAAAAGAAAUUGAGGCGUGGAAAAAGGAGGGAGUUUCGAAAGACAGCGCUGCUGAGAUGAAAGCGGAGAUUGAAAAGCUCAAGAAGGAAUUGGCAGAGAGCAAAGGAGGAGGAAAGGGCGUGGGGGUAGUGGGAGAGCGAGAUAAGGAAAUGAAGGAAAUGGAGGAGAAAAUGAUGGUGAUGGAGGUAGAGGUUGGGAAGUACAAAUUCGUGCAUGACAGUUUAAAAGAGAGGGUAGAGAGGCUGACCAGGGAUAACAAGAAACGAAUUGCGUCUGAGAAAGAGGCGCUAGAUGCGAUUGGGAAGGUGAGGGAGGAGAAGGAGGAGGUGGAGAAGAGACUGAGUGAGGUGGAGGCGGAAAGGGAUGAGGCGAGGAGGAAGUGUGAGGAAGCGCAGCAACGGAUGGCAGAGGCUGUGAGAGAGAGAGGAGAGGUGGAGGUGAGGAGGGAUGAGGAUGUAGCUACUGUGCGGAGGGCUAUGGAGGAGGAGAAGCGGAAGGUUGAGGAGGGAAGGAGGAAGGCGGAGGAGGAGAGGGAUGGAGUGUUGAAGGCGAAGGGUGAGGUGGAAGGGGAGAAGGGGGUGUUGAUGGGUAGGUUGGCGGAGGCGGAGAGGGGACGAGAGGAUGCGGAGAAGGGGAGACGAGAUGCAGAGGAGGAGAGGGGACGGGCUGAAAGGGAAAAGGAACAGGCGUGGAAGGAGAGGGAGGAGGCGGAGGCAGCUCGGAAGGAGGCGGAAGGGGAGAGGGAUGAGGCCGUGAGGGCGAAGGAGGAGGCGCAGAGGGAACGAGAUGAGGCGACGAGGGCGUGUGAGGCGGCGGAAACGAAGCAAGAGGAGGCGGAGAAGAGAAGAGACGAGGCAGAGAAGUCAAGGGAGGAAGCAGAGACACGGAGGGAGGAGGCCGAGAGAGAGAGAGGGAAGGCGGAAGAGGAGAAGGAGCAAGCGAAGAAGGAGAGGGAAGAGGCGGAGGCAGCACGGGGAGUGGCGGAGAAAGAGAGGGAAGAUGCAGUAAAGGGUAAGGAGGAGGCGGAGAGGGAACGAGAAGAGGCGACGAGGGCUUGUGAGGCAGCGGAAACGAAGCAAGAGGAGGCGGAGAAGAGAAGAGACGAGGCAGAGAAGUCAAGGGAGGAAGCAGAGACACGGAGGGAGGAGGCCGAGAGAGAGAGAGGGAAGGCGGAAGAGGAGAAGGAGCAAGCGAAGAAGGAGAGGGAAGAGGCGGAGGCAGCACGGGGAGUGGCGGAGAAAGAGAGGGAAGAUGCAGUAAAGGGUAAGGAGGAGGCGGAAAGGGAACGAGAAGAGGCGACGAAGGCACGUGAGGCUGCGGAAGGGAAGCAAGAGGAGGCGGAGAAGAGAAGAGACGAGGCAGAGAGAUUAAGGGAGGAAGCAGAGGCACGGAGGGAGGAGGCUGAGAGCGCAAGAGGGAAGGCGGAAGAGGAGAAAGAGAAAGCGAAGAAGGAGAGGGAAGAGGCGGAGGCAGCACGAGGAGAGGCGGAGAGGGAGAGGGAUGAAGCUGUAAAGGGUAAGGAGGAGGCAGAGAGGGAGAGGGAGGAGUCAGUAAAAGGCAAGGAGGAGGCGGAGAGGGAGAGGGAUGAUGCAGUAAAGGGUAAGGAGGAGGCGGAGAGGGAGAGAGAUGAUGCAGUAAAGGGUAAGGAGGAGGCGGAGAGGGAGAGGGAUGAUGCAGUAAAGGGUAAGGAGGAGGCGGAGAGGGGGAGGGAUGAUGCAGUAAAGGGUAAGGAGGAGGCGGAGAGGGAGAGGGAUGAAGCCGUAAAGGGUAAGGAGCAGGCAGAGGCGGGGAUGGAGGAGUCAGUAAAAGGUAAGGAGGAGGCGGAGGGGGAGAGGGAUGAGGCACUAACGGGUAAGGAGGAGGCAGAGAAAGAGAGGGAUGAUGCAGUAAAGGGUAAGGAGGAGGCGGAGAAAGAGAAGGAUGAAGCAGUAAAGGGUAAGGAGGAGGCGGAGAGGGAGAGGGAUGAGGCAGUUAGGGUAAAGCAAGAGGCGGAAACUGAGAGAGACGAAGCAGUAAAAGGUAAGGAGGAGGCGGAGAGGGAGAGAGAUGAGGCUGUAAAGUGUAAAGAGGAGGCAGAGAGGGAGAGGGAUGAGGCUGUAACGGGUAAGGAGGAGGCGGACGCAAAACGGGCAGAGGCCGAAAGCGCUUGUGAAGCGGCUGAGAAGAGGCAAGAGGAGGCAGAAAGAGGGAGGGAGGAGGCAGAGGGUAAAAGGGAAGUUGCGGAAAGGGAGAAGGAGGAAGCGGAGCAGGCACGAGCAGAAGCAGAGGCACGGAGAGACGAGGCUGAGAGGCUUCGUGCAGAGGCUGAUGGGAAUAGAGCGGAUGCAGAGAGGGCGAAAGAGGAGGCUGAGAAGGCGAAGGAGGAAGCGGAUAACGCUAGGGAAGAGGCGGAGAGGGAGAGGGAGAAGGCAGAGAAGAGAAGGGAGGAGGCUGAGAAGGCAAGGGAGGAAGAGGAGAAGCUGAGGAAGGGAGCAGAAAGGGCACGCAAUGAGGCGGAGAAAGCAAGGGAGGAGGCGGAGAAAGCCAAGAGCGAGGCAGAGUCGAAGCUGGCAGUUGCAGAGACGAGCAGAGUGGCAUCCGAGCAGACGUGUGCUCACGCUGAGGAGAGAUCAGCUGAGGCUGAGAAGCAGCGAGCAGCAGCUGAACAGGCUUGUUGUGAUGCGAGGGCGCUAGCUGAGGAGGCAGAGAGGCGACGGGAAGGUGCUGAAGUGAAGCAGAAGGAAGAGGAAGAGAGGAGGAAGGAGGCAGAGGAGAGGAGGGAAGCUGCUGAGAAAGUAAAGGAGGAGGUGGAGGAGAGGCAACGAGAGGCAGAGAAAGCAAGGGCUGCUGCUGAGGAAGCGCGAGAGGAGAGCGAGAAGGCAAGGGAUGAGGCUGAUGCGAAGAGGGAAGAAGCCGAAGAGGCAAGGGAGGAGGCGGAGAAGGGAAGGGAGGAGGCAGUAGAGAGGGCAGCAGCGGCGGAGGAGAGGAGUGAGGAGGAGAGGAAGGCGAGGGAAGAAGCUGAGAGGGCGAGAGAGGAGGCUCAAAGGUUGAGGGAAGAGGCGGAAAAGUGUACAGAGGAAGCGAUAAAGGCGAGAGAGGAUGCAGAGGCACGAUGUGAGGAGGCAGAGAGGAAGCAAGUAGAGGCUGAGGUGGGCAAGGAAGAAGCAGUGGAAGCGAGGCAGCAAGCAGAAGUAGCGCGGGAGGAGGCUGAGAGGAAGCAAGCAGAGGCGGAGAGAAUGCAGGUGGAUGCAGAAACGAAACAGGCAGAGGCAGAGGUGGUGAAGGAAUCAGCAGAAGCAGCACGUGCAGAAGCAGAGGUGGGGAGGGCUGAAGCUGACAAGGCAAGAGAGGCAGCUGACAAGGCAAGAGAGGCAGCUGACAAGGCAAGAGAGGCAGCUGACAAGGCAAGAGAGGAUGCAGAAGGGAGGCUUAGGGAGGCAGAGAAAAGAGCAGAGGAGGCGGAAGAGAGUGCGAGGGAAGCAGUGGAAAGGGGUAAGCAGGCGGAGGAGAGGGCACGGGAAGCAGAGAGGGCAGAGCUAGAGGCAAGAGAACAAAGUGAGGUGGCGAAGAAGGCAAAGGCGGAAGCAGAGGCUACACGCGAGGCAGCAGAACGAGAUAGAGAGGCAGCUGAGAGGGCGAAAGAGGAGGCUGAGAGGGCGAGAGAGGAGGCUGAAAAGGCAAGGAGGGAAGCUGAGCAGGGGAAAGAGGAAUCGGAGCAAGCUCGAGCAGCAGCUGAAAUGUCGACAAAGGAGGCAGUUGAAGCAAAGGAGGAGGCUGAGAGAGUCAGCGAGGAGGGUGAGAAGGCGAGGAAGGAGGCAGAGAGGGGCAGGCGAGAAGCAGAGAGAGCACAGGCGGAGGCGGAGAGGCAGAGAGAUGAGGCGGAGAGGCGAAUGGCUGGUGCUGGGAUGAGCAAGGAUGAGGCGGAGAGGGAGCGGGAGGAGGCGCAUAGGAGCAGGGCGGAGGCGGAAAGGAGGAUGGAGGAGGCAGAAAGCAGGAGAGAGGAGGCUGAGAAGAGGAGAGAUGAGGCGGAGAGAGCAAGGGAGGUUGCUGAGGAGGCGAGAGAAGAGGCUGUGAGAGAGAAGGAAGAGGCUGUGAGAGAGAAGGAAGAGGCUACUCAGGGGAUGGCUGAGGCGGAGGAGAGGCGGGUGGAGGCAGAGAGGAGAGAAAGUGAAGCAGAAGAGAGGGAGCGGGAGGCUGAGAAGGCAAAGGAAGAGGCUGAGAAGGCUUGGGAGGAUGCAGCUAAAGCUGCGGAAGAGGCUGAGCAGGCAAAGAGAGAGGCGCUUGAAGCUAAGGCAGAGGCCGAGGAGAGGAGGGCGGAGGCAGAGAGGACUCGAGAUGCUGCAGAAGCGAAGGCAGCUGAAGUAGAGAAGGCGAUGGAAGAGGCUAUCUGUGCGAAGGCAGAGGAGGAAGAGAGGAGGUUGGAGGCCGAGAGAGCACGAGAUGCUGCAGAGGCGAAGGCAGCUGAACUAGAGAAGGCUGUGGACGAGGCUGUGAGUGCAAAGGCAAAGGAGGAGGAGAGGAGGGUGGAGGCAGAAACAGCACGAGAUGCUGCAGAGGCGAAGGUGGAGGGGUUAGAGAGGGCUGUGGCAGAGGCAGAGGCGGCGAGGAAGGUAGCAGAGGAGGAGAGGAGUGAGGCGUUGAGGGGCGAGGAGUGUGCUGUGGAGGAGCGGUAUGAGCUGGUGCAGGCUCUUGAACGGGCGGGUGAGGAGAAGGAUGAGUUGACAAGGGCUGCUGAAGCAGUGAAAGGGGAGAGGGAUGAGCUGGUGCAGGCUCUUGAACGGGCGGGUGAGGAGAAGGAUGAGUUGACAAGGGCUGCUGAAGCAGUGAAAGGGGAGAGGGAUGAGCUGGUGCAGGCUCUUGAAAGGGCGGGCGAGGAGAGGGAUGAGCUGGUGCAGGCUCUGCAGAGGGUGACUGAGGAGAAGGAUGAGCUGGAGAGGGCUGUUGCAGCAGCGAUAGGGGAGAGGGAUGAAGCGGUGAGGGCUGCUGAAGCAGUGAAAGGGGAGAAGGAUGGGGCGGUGCAGGUGGUUGAGAGGACGGGUGAGGAGAGGGAUGAGAUGACGAGGGCUGUUGCAGAGGCUGUUAGGGAGAGGGACGAAGCGGUGAAGGCUGUCGAAGCAGCGAGAGAGGAGAGGGACAGGGCAGUCGAGGCUGUGGGGUUGGCAGUAGAAGAGAGGAACGAAGCAGUGAGGACUCUUGACAGGGUGACAGCGGAGAGGGACAAGGCGAUGCUGGUGAUUGAUGAGGUGGUUAAAGAGAGGGAUGAAGCGGAGAAGGCUGUUGCAUUAGCCGUUGAAGAAAGGAACGAGGCAGUGAGGAUUCUUGACAGGGUGACGGCGGAGAGGGACGAGGCGAUGCUCGUGAUUGAUGAGGCGGUUGGGGCGCUUGGAGGGGCCGUUGGGGCGAGGGAGGCGAGAGGGCUGGUUGGAGAGAGGGUAGCGAUCAGGGAGAGAGAGGCGCGAGCGGUGACAGCGGAGAGGAACGAAGCGGAGAGGAACGAAGCGGAGAGGGACGAGGCGAUGCUGGUGACUGACGAGGCGGUUGGGGCGCUCGGAGGGGCCAUUGGUGCGCGGGAGGCGCGAGGGCUGGUUGGAGAGAGGGUGGCGAUUAGGGAGAGAGAGGCGAGAGGGAUGGUUGAGGAGAGGGUGGUGAGUGAGGAGAGGGAGGCAAUUGGGGCAGGAGGGGAUAUUGGAGAGAGGGAGGGGAUUGGGGAGAGGGAGGCUAUUGGGGAGAGGGAGGCUAUUGGGGAGAGGGAGGCGAUUGGGGAGAGGGAGGCGAUUGGGGAGAGGAAGGCGAUUGUGGAGGGGGAUGUGAGGGAGGUGGUGAAUGUGGAUGAAGCUGAAGCAGCAGGAGGGGAUGGCGAGAAGGUGACGGUUUGUGUGGGGUGUUCAAGUAAGUGUGAUGGGUUUGUGGGUGGGAGAGGCGAGGUGGAAGGGAGAUGGCAGGAGGCUGUUGCGGUCAAGGGCGAUGAGAAGUGGUGGAGAGCGGUGGAGAACGAUAGGGAGGAAGCGGAGAGGAGGCGGGAGGAGGCGAAGAGACGACUAGAGGAGCUGAAGGGGAUCCUUGAUGAGGUGAGAGGAAAGCAGGAGGAGUCUGAGCGGAAACUGGAGGAAGUCGAGAAACAGCUGGUGGACAUGGGGAAUGAGAAGGCUGCUGCUGAGAGCAGGAGAGAAGAGGCAGAGAGGGAGAGGGUUGAGGCAGAAGGGAGGAGAGUGAGAGCAGAGGAGAUGAGGGAUGAGGCUGAGAGGAAGUUGGAAGAAGUUGAGAAACAGCUGGUGGACAUGGGGAAUGAGAAGGCGGAAGCAGAGAGGAGUAGAGAGGAGGCGGAGGCUGAGAGAGAAGAAGCGGAAAGGGCGAAGGUUGAGGCUUUGGCACGGUUGGAAGCGGCUGAGACGGCACGCAAAGCGGUGGAGAAUGAGAAGGUUGAGGCAGAAGAGGGGAGAGUGAGAGCAGAGGAGCAGAGGGAUGAAGCUGAGAGGAGGAGAGAUGAUGCUUUGAGGGAGAAGGAGCAGGCAGAGAAGGAAAGGGAGGAGGUGGAGAAAGCAAGGGAGGAAGUGGAGAAAGCAUGGAAAGACGAGGGGCUGAGGAGAGCAGAAGCAGAGAAGGCACUAGAAGAGGCACUGGAGGCAGGUUUUGUGGUGGAUGGGCGGACGGGGCAGACAGAGAGGAGGAUAGAGAAGGCGGAGCAGAGCAGAGAAGAGGCAGAGAAGAUGAGAGAAGAGGCAGAGAAGGGAAGAGAGGAAGCAGAGAGGAGGAGAGAGGAGGCAGAGAGGAGGGGAGAUGAGGCAGAGAGGAGGGGAGAUGAGGCAGAGAGGGCACUAGAAGAGGCGCUAGAGGCAGUAGUGCAGGCAGAGGUUCGAAGGGAAGAGGCGGAGAGGGAUAGAGAUGAGGCAGAGAGGAGGAGGGAAGAGGCGGAGAGGGAUAGAGAUGAGGCAGAGAGGAGGAGGGAAGAGGCGGAGAGGGAUAGAGAUGAGGCAGAGAGGAGGAGGGAAGAGGCGGAGAGGAGAAUAGAAGAGGUUGAGGAGGAUUUGACUGAGCUGGUGGUGAAGCUUGAGGUAGUAGAGAAGACAAAAGCAGAGGCGGAGGAGGGGAUUCAGGAAAAAAAUGCAUUGACAGGUGAAGAUGCAGAAAAGGGGGAAGUGGAUGGGGGGAUUACAGAGGGGGAGAGGGAGAGGGAGCGGGUGGUACGGGAGGUGGAAGAGUUGACAGUGCAGAUAGAGGUACUGGAGAGAGAGAAGGAGGAGGGUGAACGGGAGAAGGAGAGAGCUGAGAAGGAGAAGGAAGAGGCAUUGAGAGAAAGGGAGGAGGUUGUGAGACGGCUUGAGGAGAUGCAAGAGAUGCUGGAAGAGGUGAGAAGGGAGGAGGCUUACAGAAGGGAGGAGGCUGAACAAGAGAAGGAGGACGCUUACAGAAGGGCAGAAGAUGCUGGAGUACGAGUGAGAGAGGCAGAAGCAGGAAGAGAAGAGGUGGAGAGGAGGAGAGAAGUAGCAGAGGGGGCACUGUCGCUAGCAGAGGUGGUAUUGCAGGAGGCGGAGGUGUGGAGAGAAGAGGCGGUGAGGCGUUGGGGAGAAGCAGAGGGGGCAGUGUUGAUGGUCGAGGUGGUAUUGCAGGAGACAGAGGCGUGGAGAGAGGCGACACAGAGGAAGUUGGCAGAAGGAGAGGGGUUAUGGAAAGAAGCUGAGCGUGCGAGAGAGGAGGCAGAGAGGAGGAGAGAAGAAGCAGAGGGGGCACUGUCGCUAGCAGAGGUGGUAUUGCAGGAGGCAGAGGUGUGGAGAGAAGAGGCGGUGAGGAGAUUAGAAGAGGGAGAGGCGUUGAGGGAGGAGGCUGAGCAGGCGAGAGAGGAGGCUGAGAGGAGGAGGGAAGAAGCAGAGGGGGCUGUGGAGGUAGCAGAGGCAGCGAGAGAUGAGAUGGAGCGGGCGAAAGAGGAGGCUGAGGCUAGCUGGGAAGAGGCGCUGGUGAUGCUGGGAGAGGCUGAUAGGGGGCGAGAGGAGGCGGAGAGGAGAAGGGAGGAGGCUGAGAAGAAGAUUGUGGAAGCUGAGAGGUUGGGAGAGGUAGCAGAGAGACGAGGAGAGGAGGCAGAGAGACGAGGAGAGGAGGCAGAGAGACGAGGAGAGGAGGUAGAGAGACGAGGAGAGGAGGCAGAAGGUAAGGAACGAAGGGAGGAUGCAACGCACAGUUCUGAAGAGAGUGUGGUGAUCGUUUCAGAAGCUGAUGAGCAACCUGUAGAGGCGAGAGGGGCUGGCGAGGAGAAGGAGGGAGAGAUUGGAGGAGAGGAAGCGGGAAGCGAUGGUAUGGAGGGCGGGGACGGAGCAGAGGCAGUGGAGGGCGCUUUGGAAUUAGGGGCACGGGAGGGUAAGCGAUGGCGGGGUGGAGGUGGGGAGGAUGGGGAGAGCAGUGGAGGGGAGGAGGAGGAUAAGGGCUGCAGCCGUGAGGAGAAGGGUCGGGAGAGCAGUGGGGAGGAGGAGCAGGUGAAGGGAGUGAUUUGUCACUGCACUCAGAAAGAGGUGCUGCCCGAGGGUGCUGCUGCAGACGUGCCACUCAGAGGGUGGCCGAAUCCUGACAGCAGUGGGGGGGAGACAAGUGUGGUUGGCAUGAGCUUUCUGGAAAGGGAAAGAGACGAGCUAAGAGUGCGGUGGGAGGCGGCAGAGGAGAGACGGAGGGAGCUGGAAGCGAUUGUGAGUAAAACGGGUUUGCAGCUAGAGAGGGUGGGUGGGGUUGAGGAGGUUGAGAGGGCGAGGGGAGAGGCAGAGAGAGGGAGGGAGGAGGCGUUGAAAGAGAGGGACGAGGCGGUGAGAGAAAAGGAUGAAGCUGAGAAGGCAAGGCAAGAGGCGGAAUUGAGGGUUGAGGAGGCGGAGAAGCAGAGGGAUGAGGCGGUGAAAGCGUGGGAGUGUGCGGAGGAGGCAAGGAGAGAGGCGGAGGCAGCAAGGGAUGAAGCUCUGGAAUCAAGAGAAGGCAUUCAGAAGUCGUGGGAUGAUGCUGAGGAGGCGAGGAGAGGGACGGAGGCAAGGCUUGAAGAGCUUAAGCAGGCUUUGGAGGAGGCUGAAAGGGCAAGGCAAGAGGCUGAGAUGGCAAAGCAAGUGGCAGAGGCGGCGAGAGAGGAGGCUGAGGCAACUUGGAAGGAGGCAGUGGAGAAAGCAGAAGAGGCGGAGGAGAGGAGCGAGAAGAGGUGUGAGGAGGAGAGGAAGGUGAGGGACGAAGCUGAGAGGGCGAGGGAGGAAGCUGAAAGAAUGAGAGAGGAGGCUGAGAAGGGAAGGGAGGAGGCGGUAGCGAGACAAGCCAUGCCGUGCAGUGCGUGCGCUGAAAAAGACGAGGCGAUGCAGUCCAUUCUCAACGAGCUUGUUGCCGCCCAGGCUGCGUCUGAAGCUGCCAUAGCGUCGGCGGCUACCAACGCUGCGGAGGAGGUUCGGGCGGAGCUUCGGAUGGCGCAGGAAGGGUGGGAGAAGAGGCUGAGUGAAGUGGAAGGGGAGUUAGAGCGUGUGAAAGGGGAGGGAGAGAAGCUUGAGAAGAGAGUGAAGGAAGCGGAGGGGGAGGGUGUGAGAUUGCGAGAGGAGGUGGAGGGAGAGAGGAAGGGGAGGGAGGAGGAGAGAGCUGCCAAGGAGGAAGAGAAGAGAGCAAAGGAAGAGGAGAGGAAGGCGAAGGAGGAGGAGAGGGAGAGACGGGAGCAGGCGGAGGCAGGGAGGAGGGCAGCGGAGGAGGAGGCGCAGUUGACUAGGGAGGACCUGGAGGUGAUGCGAGACGCAAAGAGGGAGACGGUGCGGAACCUCACAGACUCACUGCUGGCAGCGGAGGAGCAGAGGAAGCGACUGCUGUUCCUGCUGCGCAAGGCACAGGUCAUCGAAGCGCAGCAGAAGCGGCAGCAGUUGCGCCAGACCGCGGCGCAACGGCGCACGUCGCUAGUGCAGGCCGCGCGGCAAACUGGAGGGGAUGCGGGGAAGGCGGAACAUGGCCAGGGGGAUCCGGGGAAGCCGCCGCAGGGUCAGGGGGGGCAUGGGAAGGCGCAACUGGCCGGGGGAGCAAACCCGCCAGCGCACGCCCCGCUUCCGCCUCUUCCGCGGAAGCAGCAAACGCGGGUGCAAGCGCAGGUGGCGCAGCAGGGGGAAGCGCAGGCGGAAAAGCAGGCGGGGCAGCAGGGUGGACAGCAAGGGGGGAGGCAGUAUAGGGGGCAGCAAGGGGGGCAAGCGCAUAGGUUACAACAAGAAUCAUCACAGCCGCAACCAGAACAGCACCAGCAGCAGCACCAGCAGCAGCACCAGCAGCAGCAGCAUAAUUCCUCCGGGCAGGAUGCCACUCACGGGCAGGCGUCCGGGCAGACGAAAGGGCACCCUCAACCAGACAGGCAGGAGCCGGGGGGGCAACCCCAAGCCCACGGGCAGGGAAGCGGGCAGACUUCCGGGCAGGUUUCGGAGCAGCUGCCAAUGCACGAAGGCCACGUGGAGCAUGCUAUUCUGCCUGAGCGGCCGGAUUGGCUGGAUGAUUACGAGAUAGUGGGGAAGAUCGGCGAGGGGACGUAUGGGCUGGUGUAUCUGGCUAAGGACCGGCGCAAGGGCAAGGGGUCGGGGCGGUCGGCUCUUAAGAAGUUCAAACAGACCAAGGAGGGCGAUGGCGUGUCUCCCACUGCCAUCCGCGAGAUCAUGCUACUACAGGAGUGUGAGCACGAGAACAUAGUGCAGCUGCUCAACGUGCACAUCAACCACAACGACAUGUCGCUCUUCCUCGCCUUCGAUUAUGCCGAACACGACCUUUAUGAGAUCAUCCGCUUCCACCGCGAGCAUCUGAAACGUCCCCUGUCUGAAUACACGGUGAAGUCGCUGCUCUGGCAGCUGCUCAACGGGCUGCACUACCUGCACAGCAAUUGGAUUAUCCAUCGGGACCUGAAGCCUUCUAACAUCCUUGUGAUGGGCGAGGGCGAGGAGCAAGGGGUGAUCAAGAUCGGCGACUUUGGCCUCGCCCGCAUCUUCCAGUCGCCCCUGCGCCCGCUCUCCGACAACGGGGUUGUGGUGACCAUCUGGUAUCGAUCCCCAGAACUGCUGCUAGGCUCACGGCACUACACAUGUGCUGUCGCUCGCCCUUUUUCGCUCAACCCACCUCCCUCACCUCGUACUCACAUCUUCUUUGCACGGCAGAAGGACCAGCUGGAUAAGAUCUUCAGAGUGCUAGGCCACCCCACAGUGGACAAGUGGCCAAUGCUGCAGUACCUUCCACAUUGGCAGGCGAACCGCCAACUCAUUCAAGACAAGAAGUACCCCCAGCCGCAGCCUUACCGCAUUCUGCACAGCUGCCCACAGCCAGAGCUCUACCGCAUUCUGCACAGCUGGUCGCCCAACUCGCAUGCCGUCAACCUGCUGCUGCGCAUGCUCGACUAUGACCCCAAGAAGCGGAUAACAGCAGGGCAGGCACUCGAGCACGAGUACUUCCGCAUCGACCCGCUUCCCGGCCGCAAGUCAGUACUCUCCUCCCCACGCCCCUCUCCUCCACACGCCCCUCUCCUCCACACGCCCCUCUCCUCCACACGCCCCUUUACUCCACCACACCAUUUCUUGCGUUCCUUCACAUCACUCCUGCUUGGAUGUCCCUUGUUCUCUAUUCCCCUCACCCUCUUCCCUCACCCUCUUCCCUCACCCUCUUCCCUCACCCUCUUCCCUCACCCUCUUCCCUCACCCUUCACACCUUCCCCGUUCUCCUCUGCCCCCUUUCCUCCUCUUCCCUCCCCCCAGCUCGUUCUUCUCAGGCCACCACCCCAUGGAGCGCCCAGUGCUCGUUCUUCUCAGGCCACCCCAUGGAGCGCCCAGUGGUAUCCCCAAGUGCCUUCCCUUUUCCCACUCACCUCACCCCUUCCUCUUCCCCCUCUCCCUCUCUCACCCUUUCCUCCUCUCCCCUCCCUCAGCUCGUUCGUCUCAGGCCACCCCAGGGAGCGCCCAGUGGUGUACCCAAAGCGCAUGCCAGUUCCCUGUGACCCUUACCCUGUCCCCCCUUAUCCUUCCCCCCUCUGUCCCCCUCGCUCUCAGCUCGUUCUUCUCAGGCCACCCCAUGGAGCGCCCAGUGCUCGUUCGUCUCAGGCCACCCCAGGGAGCGCCCAGUGGUGUAUCCCAAGCGGCUGCCAGUCCCCUGUUCCCCUCACCCUUUUCCCUCGUGUCCUUUCUUCCACCCCUCUCCUUUUCUUCCUCCCCCGCAGCUCCUUCUUCUCAGGCCACCCCAUGGUGCGCCCAGUGGUGUACCCCAAGCCCAUGCCACUUCCCUCUCAACCCCUCUCAACCCCUGCCAACAGCUCGUUCUUCUCAGGCCACCCCAUGGAGCGCCCAGUGGUGUACCCCAAGCGCCCUGUGGACCUCUCAACUGAUUUUGAAGGCAUCUCCACCCUCUCCUCCGCUGCUGCCUCCUCCCAUCCAUCAGCGCCAGGGCAGCGCAUGGCCAACGUCACCCUGCUGCACCGCUCAGGAUCGGCGGGGUUCGGUACGGGGCAUGGGGAGGGGCAUAGAGUGAACAGGGAUAAGAAGGGCCGGGAGGAGCGGAAAGGGCGUGAGGAGAAGCGGGAGGGCGGGAAGGGCGGCGGCGGGGUGGUGGUGGGGGGACCGUCCGCUGGCGGCGCGCUGAACGUGAUGCCGCAAUCUGGGGAAUACACCAAGGAGAAACUCGCGGAAUUGGCGCGCAACACCAUGCGCAUUGCAGCGCCUUCGUCCGCCUCCAGGCGCACCCCCCCUCCCCCUUCCGCCUCUAUCGCUGCAGCAGGCGCAGCCCUCUCCACCUCCGCGGCCCCCUCCUCCACUGUCACCCCGCCCUCCCUCUCCGAACCUCUCAUCGUGCUUCGGGGAUCGCUCAAACCCGCAGGCUCAGCAGCCGCCGAAGCAGAGGCCGGAGCUAGCGGUUCCGGUGCAUCAGGUUCGGCAGGUGCUGCAGCAGGAAUGGGAGGAUUGGGAGUGCCAGGAGCUACAGGGGGGAAGGACGGGGGAUUGGGGGCAAAAACUGGGGGGGAGAAAGGGGGCGGUGUGGGGGGAAUGGGGGAAGGGGGAGUGGAGGGAGGGCGGAGUGCAAGGGAGGUGUUUUCAGGGGGGAUGAGGGCAGGCGCGUGGGGAUAUGGGGGGGCAGCGGGGGGCGCAGGGGGGAUGGGAGGUGCAGGGUCGAUAGUAGCGGAAGGGGAUGAAGUGAUGAAGUUCCUGAGAGAGGGCCUUGCGAGACUGCAGACCGUGCUUCACCGUUUACCACUGCCAAUCACCCUACACCACUCUACUCCCACUCCACCCCUUCCCUCCCUCCCUCUCCAGGCCUCACAAUCCAAGGCUGAGCGGGAGGCUCGGGAGGCGGAGGAUCGGCUGGUGGCGGCGGCAGAGGAGGUGUUGGAGCUGGAGAGGGCGAUGAAGGGCGCUGAGAGCAAGUACCGCUUCGUGCAGGACCUCAGGCAAUACAUCGCCGUGUUGUGCGAUUUCCUCAAGGACAAAGCGGCGCUGAUAGAGGAGUUGGAGGAGUCGCUGCAGCAGCUGCAGGAGGAGCGUGCCAACGCAGCAUUCAACCGUCGACGCGCUGACCUGGUGGAUGAGCUGGCGCAAGCAGAGGCUGCCACGUCAGCGGCAGCAGCAGCGAUGGCACAAGGUGCCGGGACGGUGACGGCAGCGGCAGCGGCGGCAGCAGCGGCGGAGGCGGUGGUGGAAGGGGGAGGGGCGGCGGGAGGGCGGGUGGAGUUAGAUGAGUUUGGAAGAGACGUGAACCUGCAGAAGCGGUUGGAGCUCCAGAGGCGAGUGGCAGCGCGGGAGCGACGGCACGCCAAGGCUGAGGCCAGGAGGGCUGGGCGGGGCGAAGCAGAAGGGGGGGGAGGAGGUGGAGGAGGUGGUGUGGGGAGGGUGGAGGGGGAGUGGAGCAGUGAUGAGAGUGAUGAUGAGAGGAAUGCGGUGUUUGCGGAUGCAGCAGAGGAGUACAGCAGGAUAGAGCGAGUGAAGGAGCGCAUGGAGCGUUGGAAGCAGCAGCAGCACCCUAAACCCCUUGAUGCAGUGUUUGCGGAUGCAGCAGAGGAGUACAGCAGGAUAGAGCGAGUGAAGGAGCGCAUGGAGCGGUGGAAGCAGCAGCACCCCUCCGCCUACCGAGACGCCUAUGCCAGCAUGUCAGCGCCGGCCCUCUUUGCUCCCUUUGUGCGCCUGGAGCUGCUCCGAUGGGACCCGUUGUUUGGGGGAGGUGCCUUUGACUCCAUGCACUGGUACUCUGUCCUCUUUGACUAUGGCCUCCCAACCGACGGCUCCGAGCCUGCCCCGGACGACCCGGACACGAACCUGGUGCCGAGGCUCGUGGAGAAGGUGGGGCUGCCGAUCCUGCACCACGCGCUGCAGCACUGCUGGGACCCGCUGGACCGCGCCGCGACCAACCGUGCGGUGACAGCUGUGGAGGAGGUGCUGGUGUAUGUGGAGGCGGGGGCUCCCGCAGUGGUGGAGAUGGUGAAGGCCGUGGAGGGGCGGAUUGAAAAUGCCGUUGGGGAAAUUCAGCUACCAGCGUGGCCGCCCCCCAUACUCGCUGCCUGCCCCUCCGCUGCUCGAUUCGCAGCUCAGAGAUUCGGGCACGCGCUGCGCCUCAUUUACAACCUGGGAAGGAUGCGAGACGUGGUGUCUCAGCAGCUCCUAGAUCGACUCGUGCUGCAGUCUCUCCUGGCCAAUCAGCUGCUGCCACAUCUGCGCGCCCUCGCCCCCGCGCUGCACGACGCUGUUCCCCGUACAGAGCGACUCGUUUGUGUGCUGUGUGACGGCAAGUGGGCCGGCACGGGCAGCGGCAGUGCCUUGCCUCCUUCUGCUGAACCCAGGAACAGUCCUAGGUCUCCUCUAUCACAGCUGGUGGCUUAUAUCGAAACGCUGGGUCGGUCUGUAGAGAGUCGGAGUGCUGUGGAGGGGCAGAGGGAGGAGUGUGUGGGGCUGGCGAGGCGGCUGAAGCGCAUGUUGGUGCAGAUGGAGGAAAUGGAUAAGGCCAGGGCGCUUGGCAAGGUGUUUGGUAUCAAAGAGGCCCUGUAG